Tuber aestivum (summer truffle) is the source of this 2732-nucleotide messenger RNA. The record is from the annotation of a GenBank genome assembly. Lineage: Eukaryota; Fungi; Ascomycota; Pezizomycetes; Pezizales; Tuberaceae.
GCACGCUCCCUUCUCGCACCGUGGGGUACCUCACUGUCGCCUUUUGCUCUCUCACCACCGUUACCAACCAUAAAAUUCAGACCCCCUGCACAGAGUAAACAAGGUUGGUUACCGAAACCCAUUCACCUUGUGCGGGCUAGAAGCCGCCACUGCUUUAUGUCGCCUUCCUAAUCUCUCGCCUUCGGGCUCGGCGCUACCUCUCUGGUUUGUAUAAAUCCCCCACUGCGAUCAACUUAGGAUCCCCUUCCCGCGCACUACCUACUACAAGUACAUCCUAAUAACAAGGCACGUUAUCACCAGAUCCCUCAAAUUUUUUAUUGUAGUGAGCCACCAUGACACCUAUCCCACGGAACCAUACCAAAACCUGGGCACAAGACUUCGGCGGUCAACCUCACCCGGAAGACGGCGGAGCGAGUGGCGGCGACAGCGAAAGCCCGUUAGCGAUAGUGGGAAUCGUUGUAGCUUGCCUUACUUUGUUUGUUGGGAUUUGGUCUCUCCGAAACCAACGGUUCCGUAGAUGGACGUCCCGCUUAUUAACUUGGGGCCCAAUCAGGGUAGGCCCGCUCCCCCCUUGCCCCCCUUGAGCGCAUUUUAAGAGUACACGCUUAGUUUUACAAUCCCACAUAGAAAGCUCCUGGAACCACCUCACCAGACCCUGCCCCGACACCUGCCACUAUUAAGGAGGAUUCGAGCGCCAUCAAAAUUGCGGAGACUCCUAAACCCGCAUCUGUCUUGAUUUUCACCGUCAUUGCCGAUGCCUACCCUGCUAGCACACAUUCUGGUGUCCCACCAUACAGCCCCACUGACAUCAUCGGAGAGGAUUCUGGAGCACCGCAAGCAGAGGAAUUUCUAGAGCCGAAAAAACCCGAGCCAGCAGCUACUGGGUCGUUUCCACGAGGACAGUCAGUUCCUCUGGUUGUAAUACCCGGAGAAUGUGGUUCUUUGCUACGUAUGUAUAGGAAUUCCUAACCGCCCAUUUGCCUUACUUACAGCGCGUACACUAUAUCCCCAUUUACUUUAACAUUGCUAACAUUCCCUAUCAUAUAGCAAGGGUAAUUUUUAUUCACCUCUGAUUGUGAGAAGAGGCGAGGCGCUAUAUCACAUGGGCCAAUUUCUGUUACUGGGUUACGGUAGCACUCCAGCGAAACGAUAUACCAUCUAAAACACUUGCGUAAUCUCCGCUCCCGAAUCUCCUCUUGGCUCUUAUGCACACCACCGUAAUAACUCAAAAAAGAGAAAGGCGUACUAUCUCCUUGGAGUUGCCCCUCCGGUAUACUCUGCCACUUUUGUAUUUUAUGUCUCCUUUUUUUUUUUGCGGUGUUUUUCACUCCUUUUCCAAAGUUCGGAAUUCUCGACUAUUCAGCUCACCGUUCUCUCACCUAUGUUAAUAAGGCGGUAGUCCCUAACUGCACUCUUCCUCAAAUGUUUUUUUUUUCGAAAGGAGAGCCCACUCCGAGGACUAGUUGGCUACGGCGGAGCGUAUGUAUAUACCACAGUUCGUUUCUGUCAGGAAAAUGCGGUGGAAAACGUUUCUUUAAUAAUUAUGGACAGGGUGAAGGAAUCCUCAAAGUUAUAGCAUAUAUUGUGGGGAAUAUGGAAGAGGGUAUUUCAGCGACUAUGAGAAACGGAGGAAAGCUACACUCCGGAGGCAGGAAAGUACGAGAAAUCUAAGCUUCAAUUCUCAGUUACUCGUCCCAGGGAAGGAAGUAUUCGAAAACAUUGAUUCCCAAAACAGAUGGCGCGAAAUCUGUGCGCAUCGCAAACUCAUCGUUAGUAUUUUCGGAUACCUCCCGCCCGGGGCGGGUAUACAAAAGCAAUAAAUAAAAAAACCGGAUUGUCGAGUGAAAAUUGUUAGCAUAACUACAGGUAGGGAACGCCGAUAGCAGUACGUCGACGCCUGAUAGAACGGAAUCGGGGAUUCGGAAGGAGAGGAAAGACAGCGAUGUCAACGAGAUUGCCGACAAUCCAAGAAGGAGAUGCAAGCGAUUUUUGGGAGGAAUAAGCCACUGAUGGCUAUAUAGGUGAGUCUGGGGGAUGCCGAGGGGCGACGCGUAGCAGUUCCUACGGAUGUCAGGAAAGAAUAUCCUGCGUAGAGUUCGUUACGGGGCCUCCGGGGUCCCGAAAACUGCAGGUCCCUGCCCCUGUUCCCCACCCCGCCCCGGCGGUUGGCCCGGGGCGGGGCCUAUUUUCUCCUCCAUUCCCUCCCCCGCCCGAUACGGCCCCCCGUGGCCGUAACGGGGCGGGGAGAAACCGCGGAAAGCCGCCCCGCCCCGCCCCGUAACGAACACUAAUCCUGCGGAGUUUAAGACAUGCUAGGGGUUGUGGAUUUGUCGGCUUUCGAGAGCUUCACGACGCCUUCAUAGCGACUCUUAGGAGCCCAUGAGGGUGAUGUAGUACCGCCCUUGCCUGGCUCGUUGAGGUUGAUGCCGCCGCUUCCUAACAGCAGCUUCACCACUUCACCAUACCCCUUCCAACAAGCCAACCAAAGCAGUUUCCGUGCCUAAUUGUGUAGCCUUCCGGGACUGACAUCCCCCCGUUCCAAUAGAAACUUCGCAAUUCCCUCAUGCGCAUUCCUGGUGCCCCACAAGACCGGUGUUGCGCCAAAAUUGUCUGGCAUAUAGGGUAGAGGUCCCCCACAUUCCCGGCAGCGAACGAGGGCGGUGUCUGGCCACGAGGGUCCGGCAUAUCGGGGUUGACGCCCUUCCGUUCCAACAGCCACUUCACUGCUCCAU